GGAAAUGCAUGUGAUCAAAAGAAAAAAUGAAAUAUCCAUCGAACGAUUACAACUUUGUGAACAGUAUUUCUUGUUAAUGCGCAAUGUUGAAGCCUUGCUCUUUGAUUGUCAUUUGAACAUUGCCAAAACUAGAAAGAUAUUGGACAUUCCUGUAUCAUUUGACGCUGCUUUAUCUAUAUCAGAUGAUAAAACUGAGAUUGAGCUUUAUUCGGGUGAUGAAGCGCAGAAUGAUUAUGAUGUGUUUUCACUUAAUGGUAGUAAGAAAACUCCGUCUACAGACCCAACAAGGAGAAGACCGCCAAAUAUAACAGAAACGGCCGAAAAUGAAGCAGCUUCAAAUAAAACUGAAUAUCAAAAGUUAGGAAGGAUUGCAAGUAAUUUCCGUCCAUUUGGAAUUCUAGAGCCGCAAAGUGCUAGAAUUGCACGUAAGAACAUCCAAUCGAUUUUCCCUUUAUUGUGUGAUGCUGCAAAUAUUCGCUACAAGGUUCUUGCGCUUGACCAAGAAAUGAUUAGAUUGACAAUUUAG
This is a messenger RNA of Meloidogyne enterolobii, 526 nucleotides long. NCBI's taxonomy places the organism in Eukaryota, Metazoa, Nematoda, Chromadorea, Rhabditida, Meloidogynidae. The record is from the annotation of a GenBank genome assembly.